Lytechinus variegatus (green sea urchin) is the source of this 1677-nucleotide messenger RNA. Its product is annotated as aldo-keto reductase family 1 member B1-like. Lineage: Eukaryota; Metazoa; Echinodermata; Echinoidea; Temnopleuroida; Toxopneustidae. Gene Ontology annotation, molecular function: aldose reductase (NADPH) activity. The record is from RefSeq and is a predicted model, not a curated record. The transcript is spliced from 9 exons. Gene Ontology annotation, cellular component: cytosol. The coding region runs from base 108 to 1067 and encodes 319 amino acids.
CCGGUACCGCUAUUUGUGUACGAAUAAGAUAUACGAACGGAUCGGAGGCAGAAGAACAUUCUUUUAAGUCCUGGAAUAUCGUGUUGAUCUGGCUGUAAUAGUUUGCAAUGGCGUCAGCGAACAAAUUUGUCUCCUUGUUCAACGGUAACAAGAUGCCUAUCUUGGGUCUCGGGACAUGGCUGUCUAAGCCAGGUGAAGUCCGUGAGGCAGUCAAGGUAGCAGUGGAUUAUGGGUAUCGACACAUUGACUGUGCUCAUGUGUAUGGCAACGAGGCUGAGGUUGGAGAAGCGCUCAAAGAAAAAUUUGAUGCAAACAUCAUCAAGAGAGAAGAUAUCUUCAUCACCAGUAAGCUUUGGAACACUAAGCAUCAUCCAGAUGACGUCGAGGCGGCAUGUGACCAAACUCUGAAGGACCUCCAACUAAGUUAUGUAGAUAUGUACCUCAUGCAUUGGCCAAUGGCUUACAAGAGAGGCUCAAACAACUUUCCAAAAGAUGAGAAUGGCAAAUUCAUUCCUGAAGAUGUAGACUAUUUGGAUACAUUUCUGGCGAUGGAGAAUCUAGUGAAAAACGGCAAAUGCAAAGCAAUAGGUCUGUCCAACUUCAGCUUGAAGAUGAUGAAACGUGUUGUAGAGAGAGCUACUAUUCAAGUAGCUAAUUUACAGGUUGAGAUGCAUCCACUACUCAAUCAAUCCAAGCUGGUAGAGUAUUGCAAAGAAAACAACAUAACAAUAACAGCUUACAGUCCCCUCGGUGCGCCCCAAAGACCAUGGAUAAAGGAUGAUGAUCCAAAGCUAAUGGAGGAUCCUAUCAUUACCGGUAUCGCUGCAAAGAAGGGCAAGAGCCCCGCCCAAGUUCUAAUCAGAUUUGCUCUGGAUAGGGGGGUGAUCUGCAUUCCAAAGAGUGUUACUCCUAGUCGUAUACAGGCCAACUUUGAGGCACUAAACUUUGAGCUAGAUCCUGAGGACCUUAGUAAACUUAUGUCGAUGCAUAAUGGAUACCGUGGCUGCCUACUCGAAUGGGUGGAUCAUCCACAGCAUCCAUUCUUAGGAAAGGAGAAGGAUGAAUGACGAUUGUGAAACGCAGCUUAUGGUAUCUUUAAGAUGAAAUGCAAUUUCAUCUUUAUUAGUUUAGUUAAAAGUGCUGAUUCUGAAUUAUGUUUGAUUCUAAAUCACAUUUGUCAGCUUCAAAUUUUAUUUGAUCUCAUUUUUAUUCUAGAUUGUGUUUGUGAUAUUUAUUUGAUUCCAGUCUGAGAUUUCCAGGAUAUAAUUCUCUCUCUUAUUUUCUUUACUGAAUUUGAUGUGUUUGUUUGUUUGAUUGAUUGCAGCUGGUUAAUUUUAUUAAAGGGGAAGUGUCCUAUAUCACCAAAGAAAAAUCAAAAUCAUAGACAUUAUCUAUAAAGCAAUUCAGUACGAUGUUCCAAUGUAAUGUGCAGUAUUAUAUAUAGAAGAUUGGGAUGGUUGCAGUACUUAAAAUGAUAGGAAACAUUUCCUUAAUUGCUGUUAAGUUACCCAUAAUUUCCCCAUAUUUUGCUUGAAAAGCUGAUUUAGCCUUUUAUGUCUUGCCAUGUUAUUGGGCAGUCUUUAAUAGAGACACAAUCUAGUUUGAUAAAAUAAGUCUGUAAUAUGAAUAUGAAUUUUUUGUUUAUUUCAUUUCUGUAACAAUUAUCAACAUACAAAU